UGGGUCUGUCCUUUAAUUUGAAUAUACAGUAGGAGUUAGCCGAGGCUGUACUCGGGUUGUUUCGGGUGUUUUUCGUCUUGUGAGGCAAUUAAAACGGGACGCGCUGCUUCUCAGCAGUUGGUGAUGUUUUUCGCCCGGACUCACCUCUAACACCUUCAUGAUACAAGUCAGCUAAGAGGCCGUUUUCUCCGCUGCAUGCUCAUUCACUCUCUCACACAAACACACACACACACACACAGGAGACGCUGCACCGCUCGCCACCGACAACAUGGACUUGCACAUAUUGGACCACAGGCUCCGGGUCACCAGCAUAUCCAAGAGCGGGCUUGUGCAUUUUACACAUCCGCUCAUCAAGCUCAUAUUCCUCCGGAACCGGACACGAUGCAAGUUUUUCAGUCUGACAGAGACGCCAGAGAACUACACAGUAGUCCUUGAUGAGGAGGGAUUCAAAGAGCUUCAGUCCUCCGAGCACCUCCAGGUUGAAGGCUCCAUCUGGCUGCCACUCAAUGUCGUCUCCAACGGUAACGCCUCCAGCAGCUCACAGGCCGUCGGUGUGACCAAGAUUGCCAAGUCGGUCAUAGCUCCUCUGGCCCAGCAGCACGUCUCGGUCUUCAUGCUCUCCACAUAUCAGACCGACUUUAUCCUGGUGAGAGAGAAAGACCUGUCUAUAGUCGUCAGCACUCUGGAGGAGGAGUUCAACAUCUACAGGGAGUCAGGAGGAGAGUCUCUGCCUGUGCACUGCCAGGAUGUUUCCAGCUCCCUCCAGAAGAACGGCAAAGAAGCCAUUCAGCCUACAGUUCACCCGGUGCUAAUCCCCCAGAACCAGUUCUGUGUCAUGUCCCUGGACCCGGACACGCUGCCGUCCAUCGCCACCACACUCAUUGACGUGCUCUUCUAUUCCAGCAGUCCUAAGGAGGACACACAGUCAUCUCCGAGCCAGGAUAUGGAUUGUAUUAAGUUCUUCUCCUUCUCCCUCAUUGAUGGCUACAUCUCACUGGUGAUGGACACUGAGGCUCAGAGACAGUUUCCCGCUGACCUCCUCUUCACCAGCUCCUCUGGGGAACUUUGGAGGAUGGUUCGUAUUGGGGGACAACCGCUAGGCUUUGAUGAAUGUGGUAUAGUUGCCCAGAUAUCGCAGCCCCUCGCUGACGGUGACAUUUCUGCUUAUUACAUAAGCACCUUCAGCUUCGACCAUGCUCUGGUCCCCGAGGAGGAUAUAGUGAGUGUGACCGACAUGCUGCAGCAUCAAAGGAAAGAACCAGCCACCACCUGAUUUCUGAAGUCUCACUCAAGAGACCCCGUCCCAAUGCGCACCCUGUCCCACUCCAGUUCCGCUGGAAACGGGGUGGCAGAGCAGCAGGACGGGAGGGCUAACUCUGUGCCUAGGCUAUAGCACUGCUUCACCAGCAGUAUUAACCUCUUUGAACUUACAAACACCAGAAGAACUUCGUCUGUCUAACCAUUCAAAGGCAGGAGCCCGACAAGCUCACACAUCAGAAUCCACAGACACACACUUGCACGUUCAAACUCCCAAGCACAAAGUCAGGUUUAUGAACAUAUAUAUCUAUAUAUAACAGACUCAUUUUCCAUCUAAUAGCAGAAGUGAGAUCUCACCCAAUUGGAUCGGAGGUUGAAUUUGGUAUUAAAAAAAAUCUCGCCCGGAUAGACUCGCAUACAUUUCACCAUUGCUGUCAACAAAUUAGUCUUCCAGUGAUGUUCAUAACAGAUUUUCUUUUUUGGUUUCUUGUAAAUCAAAGGCCGUGUGACGCAAGCAGGAUUCAGAUGCCUGGUGAUUGUGUGUUAUCUUCAAUCAUGCAAGUCAAAAGUGAUCCUUCUUAUUUCUCACUAACGGAGGUUUGUGAAGAUGGUGCAGGUAGUUCUAAAAUAUUAAAACUACUACAAACCCAAUCAAACAGGUCAGUAUUUUUUUGUGGUUUUUUUUUAAGAGGUCAUUUCUUAAGCAUUAAGCAAGGUCAAUGACAUGUCUUAUGUUCUUUGUUAUUUGCACAGUCAAUUUUAGUAAAGCUAAUGUCACUUAGAUGUUUUCUUUGGUACAAUUACAUUUUGUACACUUUGAAGUAAAAAAAAGUAUUCCGUAAACAUUUGUCAUUCUUUUUGCGCUGCUUCGUUCAAUAAAGAAUAUUGAAAGUA
Solea solea (common sole) is the source of this 2151-nucleotide messenger RNA. It is a transcript of the gene castor1, whose product is annotated as cytosolic arginine sensor for mTORC1 subunit 1. The transcript has 9 exons. Gene Ontology annotation, molecular function: arginine binding. NCBI's taxonomy places the organism in Eukaryota, Metazoa, Chordata, Actinopteri, Pleuronectiformes, Soleidae. The record is from RefSeq and is a predicted model, not a curated record. Gene Ontology annotation, cellular component: cytosol. Gene Ontology annotation, biological process: negative regulation of TORC1 signaling; cellular response to L-arginine. Bases 269 to 1273 code for a protein of 334 amino acids.